CGGGGUCCUGGCAGCGGCUGUGUGUCACGGUGGUUUCUGGGAGUCGGUCUUUCCGCAGUCGGCCCUGGGACAGGCAAGAUGGGCAAGUGCCGUGGUCUUCGUACAGCAAGAAAGCUCCGUAACCACCGACGUGAGCAGAAAUGGCACGACAAGCAGUACAAGAAGGCCAACUUGGGGACUGCUCUGAAGGCUAACCCUUUUGGAGGUGCUUCCCAUGCUAAAGGAAUCGUCCUGGAAAAAGUUGGUGUUGAGGCUAAGCAGCCAAACUCUGCCAUCAGGAAAUGCGUCAGAGUGCAAUUGAUCAAGAACGGCAAGAAAAUUACAGCUUUCGUACCAAAUGACGGUUGUCUGAACUUCAUUGAGGAAAACGAUGAAGUGUUGGUUGCUGGAUUUGGUCGUGCUGGUCAUGCCGUUGGUGACAUUCCUGGUGUGCGAUUCAAGGUCGUCAAAGUAGCCAAUGUUUCCCUGUUGGCUUUGUACAAAGGCAAGAAGGAGAGACCAAGAUCAUAAACAUGUUCAUCUACUUCAAUGUUUAAUAAACCUUGUUCACAAA
Messenger RNA from Nanorana parkeri, 553 nucleotides. RefSeq names its product ribosomal protein S23 (gene RPS23). Gene Ontology annotation, cellular component: ribosome; cytosolic small ribosomal subunit. The record is from RefSeq and is a predicted model, not a curated record. The transcript has 4 exons. Bases 79 to 510 code for a protein of 143 amino acids. NCBI's taxonomy places the organism in Eukaryota, Metazoa, Chordata, Amphibia, Anura, Dicroglossidae. Gene Ontology annotation, molecular function: structural constituent of ribosome. Gene Ontology annotation, biological process: translation.